AUGGCCGAGGUGGAUGUUGCGCCGACCUUCGGCGCCGAGUUGAAGGAUGGCUUUCGGCCCGCCAGCGCAUGGGUUGCCAACGGCAUCGCCUGGCUGGACGACAUACAGCAAUAUUACCGCGAACGGAGCGCAAUCGAGAAGGAGUACAGCGCCAAGCUGAACGCCCUCGCCAAGAAAUACUUCGAAAAGAAGAACAAGAAAUCCUCAAGCCUCAGCGUCGGCGACACUCCGUCCAUGACCCCUGGCUCUCUCGAGAGCGCCUCGCUCACGACCUGGACUACACAGCUCACCACGUUGGAGUCGAGGGCCGGCGAGCACGAGCGAUAUGCGAACGACUUGGUCAACAAGGUCGCCGACCCUCUCAAGUUCUUCGGCGCCAAGUUCGAGGAGCUGCGCAAGCGCCACGUCGAAUACGCCGACAAGCUCGAGGCCGAGAGGGAUGCUUCGUACGCCGCCUUGCGCAAGACCAAGGGCAAGUACGACACGGUGUGCUCCGAGGUCGAGAGCAAGCGCAAGAAGUCCGAGUCGUCUUUCGACAAGGCAAAGGCCCAGAGCAACUAUCAGCAGCAGGUCCAGGAGAUGAACAACGUCAAGAACACCUACCUCAUAUCAAUCAACGUCACGAACAAGCAGAAGGAGAAGUACUACCAUGAAUACGUCCCCGAGCUCAUGGACAGUCUGCAGGACCUCUCCGAGUUCAAGACCUUGAAGCUCAACGCCUUGUGGACGAUGGCGAGUUCGCUCGAGUCCGGCAUGCUGCAGCAGAGCAAUGGCCUGGUGGAAACCCUCUCGCAGGAGAUCCAGCGCAACCAGCCGCAUCUUGACUCUAUGAUGUAUAUACGGCAUAAUCUGGGCUCGUGGCAGGAGCCCGCGGAUAAGAUCUUCGAGCCCAGCCCGGUCUGGCACGACGAUGAUGUCAUGGUCACAGAUGAGCCAGCCAAGGUUUUCCUGCGCAAUGUCCUGAACAAGUCCAAGGGCCAGCUGGGAGAGCUACGGCGAGAGGUCGACAAGAAGAGAAGGGAGGUGGAAGGCGUCAGGAGAAUAAAGCAGCGGAUACGUGAGGGCACGGAGAACAAGGACGAAGUUCAGGUCGUGACCCAACUGUUCGCCAUGCAGGAAGACCUCCACCAGGUGGACCGAAAACGCCUGACCGCCGAGGUCGAGACAUCCACAAUCACAUCCAAAGUGGGAGAUGUUACCCUGGGGGCCAAGAAUCACAACUUCAAGUCGCAGACCUUCAAGAUCCCUACCAAUUGUGACUUGUGUGGUGAGAGGAUAUGGGGCUUGUCAGCAAAGGGGUUCGACUGCCGAGACUGCGGCUAUACUUGCCAUAGUAAGUGUGAAAUGAAGGUGCCGGCCGAGUGUCCCGGUGAGUUGUCGAAGGAGGAGCGCAAGAAGUAUAAAUCGGAUAGACAGGCUGCGUCAGGUACGCUCUUGAAGCCUGCCGCAGGAGCGCCGGAUCAUGUAGCCGAGCUACCUGACCUCAGUCGUUCUAAUACCAUGAACUCUCUGAGCUCGGGCUACGCAGCGAGUGCUCACAGAUCCGUCACUGGACCGGCAUCCGGACCCAAGUCACCCGUUGAAGACACGCCACCAGAGCCCGGCCCAAGGCCGUCGGUGUCUUCUGCUGCUCGAAAGACGCGCUUGGUUGCUCCGCCCCCGACUGCCUAUAUCAGUGAACUGCCUGGCUCAUCGCUCAAUGGUUCCAGCAAACCUGAGCAGAAAGGCAAGAUGCUGUACACUUUCGAAGCGAACGGAGAGGGCGAGCUGUCCGUUCCUGAUGGGCGUGAGGUCGUAAUUCUAGAAACUGACGAUGGCUCAGGCUGGGUCAAGGUACGCGCUGGCUACAAAGAAGGUAUUGUACCCUCAAGUUAUAUCGAGGUCUUCCCAGCAGCCCCUGCGCCAAUUGUACCUCAGGAUACGGGCGGUUCAGUCAACCGUCCAGGGUCCACGUAUUCGAAUUCGGGCUCUUCUAUCGGGGGCCCGACCGUAAAGAAAAAGGGCCCCGCUGUUGCACCGCGUAGGGGAGCCAAGAAACUCAAGUAUGUCGUGGCUCUAUAUGAAUACUCGGCUCAGAGCGAUGCGGAACAUAGCAUGUCGGAAGGCGAUCGGUUCGUGUUGGUGAAGGAAGAUCCGGGAGAUGGUUGGGCCGAGGUCGAAAAGGGAGGAGUCACGAAGAGCGUUCCGGCAAGCUACGUUCAGCUGGAAUCCACGUAG
Molecule: messenger RNA, 2217 nt
Organism: Neoarthrinium moseri
Lineage: Eukaryota; Fungi; Ascomycota; Sordariomycetes; Amphisphaeriales; Apiosporaceae
Exons: 3
Coding region: 1-2217 (738 amino acids)
Biological process (GO): regulation of actin filament polymerization
Molecular function (GO): protein binding
Source: RefSeq, a predicted model, not a curated record